Miscanthus lutarioriparius is the source of this 192-nucleotide messenger RNA. The record is from the annotation of a GenBank genome assembly. NCBI's taxonomy places the organism in Eukaryota, Viridiplantae, Streptophyta, Magnoliopsida, Poales, Poaceae.
AUGGGGGUGGAGGUGGAGGUAGAGUACAUGCCGGAGAAGGCCGAUAAGAAGAAGGAUGGAGGUUUGUCCAAUAAGAAGAAGCUGGAGUGCAGGAUGAAGAUUGCAGACCUCAAACAGAUAUGCAUCAGACCUGACGUUGUAGAGAAAGUUAAAGAUCCACUUCAAAAAGGCAACAGAGAGGGCUGGAUAUAA